AGUAUAUCUAUAUAGUCAAUGAUUGAUGGUUGCUGUUCAAUUUUUUGAAAAUUCGUGUUCUUGUUAUCACUCAACCAGAUUCAGAUUUUCCCUCCGUUGUACGAAAAAUUUUGUAAUACCUUUCAUCCUAUUUCCGUACGUUCAACAAUGACUAUUGUAAACAAUUGAUCCUGCAGUUUUUCUUCUCAUUAUGAAGAGUAAUCCCAUAGUGUUAUGGUUUUAUGCGUAAUUGGUCCAGUUCGUUUGCUUCUCCGUUUAUGAGAGUUUCCUUUUUUCGUAUUUCAAGUGUAUUAAUGCGUUGUAAUGGUUGUGGAAUGUACUUGGUCUGGCUGUACUUCGUCCUUUGGUAAGAAAUCCUCUUUGAAGAGACACAUCAAAGCUGUGCAUGAAAAGCGUCGUGCUUUCGUAUGUCCUGUCGCGGAAUGUGAGGCUGCAUUUAAUGAUAAGUAUGGUUUGAAACGACAUGAAGCGUCAGUUCACCUUAAAGAACGUAAUUUCAAAUGCUGUUGUUGUCCUCAACUUUGCGCUAAUAGAACUUCGUUACGUCGUCAUGAGCAAAAUAAACAUGGUGUUCAUUCAGAACCUGAUGGUAAAAUUGUAAAAUGGGAAAAACCAAGUCUGAUAUGUGCUGAGUGUGGAAAUACGUUCACUAGAAAAGAUCGCAUAGCCAGACAUAUUGUUGAGCAGCACGGCUUCGAUGGCGAAUAUUUCAAAUGUCAACAUUGUAGUCGGAAAUUCAAACGAAAGAAUGAUAUCAGGAAACAUAUGAUUACUAAACAUCUUCAACCACAGAAUCGUGUACCUGCACGAAAACCUGGCGUGCGCUGUAUUUUGUGUGAACGAUCGUUUGAACUUAUGAAUCAACUAUGUGAUCACUACGUUGACGAACAUAAAAUCGAUUUGAACAUCAAAACGCUUUCAUUUUCUUCCAGACAAGAAUUUUUAGCGUGGAAAAAAGAAAUAGAAGACUCGACGAUGGCUAGAUAUCGUUUACGAAAUUACACGAAGCGUAAACAAGGAUUUAUAUGUCACAGAUCGGGCUGCUACAAUGUAAAAUCCGCUGAUAGAAAAAGAUCCUUUCUUCGUCGAGGUUCGAAGAAGUUGAACGGAAUGUGUCCAGCAUCGGUUACUUUACAAAUGAACGAAAAAAAUGCUACAUACGUUGUUACGUUUAUACAAACUCACGUAGGCCAUUCGCCGAGUGAAGAAGAACUGAAAUUUAUUUUUCUUCGCAAAGAAGAACGUAAAGAAGUAGCCCAACUUCUUGCCGCCGGUGUUCCGAGGCAGAGUAUACUUAAAGAUCAACAGUACAGAAAUGUCCACGGCGAUUUAUUAGAUUACAAAAAAUUAUACAACCUUGGGAGAUUUUUCAAAGAAGAGCGCUCGGAAGAUCUUACAGACCCGUAUGAAAAUGAUCCUGGGAAUUUAGAAACGUUUCUCGCCGAACACCAAGCAAGCAUUUUGUUUCACAAGCGUCAGGGUGAUAGUCCACCGGUGGAUAAAUUUACCGACUGUCAACUAACAGAUGAAGAUGCAAUCCUGGUAUUCAUGAAUGAUUUUCAAGAAAAAAUGUUGAAAACUCUCGGACGUAAUAUCUUAUGUUUGGAUGGAACUCUUGGUACCAAUUCUUGUGGUUUUUUUCUAUAUACUUUGCUAGUGUUGGAUUACGAUGGCGAAGGGUUUCCAGUCGCUUUCAUGUUCAGCAAUCGUAACGACAAGAUAUCUAUCAAAGUAUUUUUACGUUCCAUAAAGGAGAAAAUAUGCGAGGUCAUAACGCCUAAAAUUGUCAUGUCCGAUAUGCAAGAAUUGUAUUACAACGCGUGGGUCGAAGAGAUGAUUAAACCAGCUACUUACCUUCAUUGCAUGUGGUAUGUAUGGAAGGAAUGGAAGAAGCAUUUUCCGGCGUCGAACAAAACGAUUAAGCAAGAUUUGUACGACCUAACGCUCGAAUCAUGCCUGGAAACGUUUCAUGAGAGACUGGAGAAAUUUCUCACUCUGGGUGUUGUUCCGGAGGGGAACGUUGAUCAAAGAGUGAAUGAUUUCUUUAGAUAUUUUGAAAAAGAAUUCUGUAACGAUAAACAAUACAUGUGUUGGUCAUACGCGUAUAGAUUGCAUUCUGGCGAAAGUACAGCUACGCAUUUGGAAUGUUUUCAUCGUACGCUCGAUUAUCUCCAUAGUUUCGGCAAAACAACGAAAGAUCUGUACUCGGGAUUACGCCUGAUCGUGUAUUACUUGAAUCAAAGAAUAAAUACCAUAUUUGGAAAAUCGAAAGGUAAAAGUGUUCCUCGACUCGUGUUUCUUAAACAGGCCCAUAGACUUGUCGAGAAGAAAGGCUGUAUUACUAUACAAAAAGCCCCCGAAGGUUGGCUAGUUCCUUCUUUUCAAGAACCCAAAGAUGGCUGCGAAGAAUUCUACCUCGUACAGAAGAUCCGUGAAAGUUGCCCGGCCAUAGUUGACAAGCACAUAGGCGUUUGCUACCUUAACUGCGCCCAGUGUAACGAAUGUGCGCAUCGAUACUCGUGCACGUGUGUAGAGAACAGUAUCCGUCUACACAUGUGUAAACACAUUCAUACCGUUGCUUUAGCCGAACUCGAAUCGCAGUCAUUAAUGCAAGACGAAAGUUAUAAAUUACAAGAAGUGUCGGCGGAAGAUUUUUCAACCUUGACAGCGAUUUCACCUGAAGAAGGCUCCUAUGUUUUGCAUGAAGAAGUUAUUGAUCUCGAUGCAACGAAAAGAAACCUGAUGGACACUGUUAAAAGUUUGUUAGAAAAAGUUAAGACCAGAGAACACGUCGAAGUAGUAGAAGAACUUUUGAAAUCCGCCAAUACUGCCAUUGAUUCCUCUAGAGCUCAGCAAGCAACAGCUACGUUCGUUCAAAGAUGAUUUUUUUUUCUUAUUCGUAAUCUUAAUCUUUGUGACGAGUCAAAUAAUUUUUUUAAGCCUAUGUGAUUGACAUUAACUGUCCAUUUAAAUGUUUUUGAUAUAAUAAAAAUUUCUAUUUGUUUAA
This is a messenger RNA of Planococcus citri (citrus mealybug), 3007 nucleotides long. RefSeq lists its product as uncharacterized. NCBI's taxonomy places the organism in Eukaryota, Metazoa, Arthropoda, Insecta, Hemiptera, Pseudococcidae. Gene Ontology annotation, molecular function: zinc ion binding. The record is from RefSeq and is a predicted model, not a curated record. The transcript has 10 exons. Bases 304 to 2883 code for a protein of 859 amino acids.